Messenger RNA from Schistosoma rodhaini, 1539 nucleotides. The record is from the annotation of a GenBank genome assembly. Lineage: Eukaryota; Metazoa; Platyhelminthes; Trematoda; Strigeidida; Schistosomatidae.
AUGCAGAUGAUGAAGUAUAUUGAAAACAGUACAACUAAUCUUAUCAAUUCAACUACUGAGUCUAUGUUAAAUGACACUUGGAUGAAUAAUACAACAACAAUAGGGAUGAAUAUAACAAACAAUACAAUCAUAAUGAAUGAAACUUCAAAUAAUACAACAGUAGUUUAUCAUCAGGAGAAUUUAAGUACAAUCACCUCAUAUCCUACUUUCAAUAUAAUCUCUAAGGAAACAACAGAAGUUGACAUAGAUUCAUGGUCAUCAUCAUCCUCCCCAUCAUCAUCAACACCUCAGAUAUCACGUAUAGAAGAUAGUGAAUCUGAACAUAUUUAUCGUUCAUUCUCAGCACCAGUUGAUAUAACACAUACAAAUAGUGGACAAGCUACAUUGAAACAUCAACAAUUAUUAUUAAGACAUUCAACGGAACAAAGUGAACACAAUGGAUUAUCCCAUGGUGGUAUUGUCAGUCUCUCUAUACUGGGUGUCACUUUUGGCUUAUUAUUAUUGAUUUGGUUUUGUAAACGCUGUUUACUAAAAAAACGUCGAUCGAAAAAAGAUGGUAAGAAAAUGUCACUAGCUGGUGGAAAGUUAGCAGCUGACUUAAAAACAGCAGCUCAUUUAUCAGAAGCAUUAAAAAGUCAAGACAGCGUUGCAUUGAAAUCUGACAUGGAAAUGAAUGAACAGGAACAAGCAGGUGAAUUAGAGAAACAACAUCUUGGAAAAUUGCAAUUUUCAUUGGAUUAUGAUUUUCAAAAGGCUGAGUUAACAGUUGGUGUCAUUCAAGCAAAUGAUUUACCGGCUAUGGAUAUGUGUGGUACUUCUGAUCCCUAUGUAAAAGUUACUCUAUUACCGGAUAAAAAGAAAAAAUAUGAAACGAAAGUACAUCGGAAAAUUUUAAAUCCUGUAUUUAAUGAAACAUUUGUUUUUAAGAUUCCCUAUGCUGAAAUCAGUUCUAAAACUAUUUCAUUUACUGUUUACGACUUUGAUCGAUUUUCUAAACAUGAUCAAAUUGGACAAAUCAAAGUACCAUUAAGUACCGUAGAUUUAUGUAAUGUAAUUGAAGAAUGGUGUGAACUAAGUCCUCCAGAAAGGGAAGGUGAAAAGGAAAAUCGUUUAGGUGAUAUUUGCUUUUCAUUACGUUAUGUUCCAACAUCUGGUCGAUUAAAUGUGAACAUAUUAGAAGCAAAAAAUUUGAAAAAAAUGGAUGUCGGUGGACUUUCAGAUCCAUAUGUAAAACUUUCAUUAAUGUUUAAUGGUAAACGUAUUAAAAAGAAAAAGACAACAAUUAAAAAGUAUACAUUGAAUCCUUAUUAUAAUGAAUCAUUUGCAUUUGAUGUACCAUUUGAUCAAAUACAAAAAGUCAAUUUAAUUGUUACUGUUGUUGAUUAUGAUCGUAUUGGAACAUCUGAACCAAUAGGUCGUGUUGUAUUAGGUUGUAAUGCAACAGGAGCAGCACUUCGUCAUUGGUCUGAUAUGUUAGCUAAUCCAAGACGUCCUAUAGCACAAUGGCAUACAUUACAAGAUAUGCCAGAAAAAAAUUAA